AUGAAAUUACUUUAUCAAGAUUUAAUUUUGCUAAUAUGUCUGAUAUUUAUUCAAUGUGAAAAUCAAGCACAAAAUUUGAAUAUAAAGAGAAAAACAGUUCCCAAAUUUGGCCAUAAUGUUAUUCAAAAGGGUCGUAUCAUAUCAAAACCUAUUAUUCAACCAAAACCUGCUGAUCAAGUUCAAAUAUCUGAAUUACAAUCAGAUAAAAAAAACCAAAAUAAGCCAAAAUAUAUUAUUUAUGGUGAUAUUCUUUUUCCGAUUGAUGAAUUCCAAUUUACUCGUUCGAAACGGUUCAAACGAAAAAUACUUCCUGAAAUAAAUCAGUUUGGUCUUAGUAAUCGAUGGCCACACGGUAUUGUACCUUAUGAAUUUAUGUCAGGAAUCGAUUAUCGUGUGCAACAGAAUGUAUUAAAUGCUAUUCAACAUUGGCAUGAACAUACAUGUAUUCGUUUUGAACCUUAUAAUCCAUCACGUCAUUGGAAUAUAGGUGCAAAAAUUACCAUUGAAGAUACUGGAUCUGGAUGUGCAACAUUUGUUGGUUAUCAACCAGUUUCAAAUGGUUAUUUUUCAUCUUAUUCUCUUUAUUUGCCUGUAUAUUGUCCAAUUGGUUCAGCUAUACAUGAAUUAGGACAUGUUAUAGGUUUUUAUCAUGAGAUGGCUCGUGCAGAUCGUGAUCUAGAAAUAAAUAUAGAUUUUCAUUUAAUGUCAAAAAGUGAAGCAUCACAAUAUGAAAUAAAAUUAAGUCCAAUCUAUGAUUAUUAUGGUCAACCUUAUGAUCUUGGUUCUAUAAUGCAUUAUUAUCCUACAGAUGGUAUGGGAGCUCGUGAUAGUCGACGUACUUUUCUCAUGGGUCAACGUAUAGCAUUAUCAUAUCUUGAUAUUAAACUAGCAAAUUUAGGUUAUCAUUGUGGUGAUAAUUGUAAAACAAAGCCUAUAUGUGAAAAUGAAGGUUAUUUUAAUCAAUAUUGUCAAUGUAUAUGUCCAGAUGGUUUUUAUGGUGAACAAUGUAAUUUAUUGCAGGGAUAUUUAACAACACCUUGGCAUCCUCAAGAGAAUAAUUUACAUUUUAAUUCAAUAGAAAAAGAAAAAUCUCAAGCAAUGUCAAUAACAUUGUCAAAAACAACGACAAGUGAAACUUUAACGAAUAAUGGUGUUCGAUGGCUUGAAUGGAGUGAUUGGUCUAAUUGCAGUGAAUCUUGUGGUAGUGGUGUUCGUGUUCGUACACGUAUAUGUUCGAGUACAGUUAUCGACGGUAGUACGGAGCCAUGUUCAUUUUUACGAGGUAAAUCCUUCGAAAUUGAAUCAUGUCGAAAUCCUGGAUGCAAACAAGCUGAUAUUAUUAUGAGUUGUACAUUUGAUCUUGCUGAUGAAUUAUGUCCAAUAAGAAUUAAUAGUAAUUGGCAAAUACAAGAAGGAAUACAAGCAGAUCAAAUUCGACCUAUUAAUGAUCAUACACUUGGAGAUGGAAAAUAUCUUGUUAUUACUGGAACUACAAAUCGAUUGAAUGAUUCACAAAAACUGCAAUUAGGUCCAUUUACCCAUUUGCAAUCAUCUGAUGACAAUAAUCACUGUUUACAAUUUUGGUAUUUCAUGUAUGAAGAAGGUACUGGUAGAGUUACUAUAGCUUAUAACAAAACAGAUAAUUAUCAAAACGAAGAUUCAUUUACAUUUAAUUGGAAAGAUCAAGUAUCAAAGAAAAUGAAUAAUCAACGUCGUCGAAAACGACGACAAAUUAACCCAGGUUGUAGUCGUGUUAUUGAUUUGACAACAACGAAUACAAUUGCAUCAAUAACAUCACCAAAUUAUCCAAAUUUAUAUCCAACAAAUGCUCAAUGUUAUUAUUACAUUCGAGCACCACAAACUUAUCGAGUUAUACUUCAAUUUACAGAUUUCAAUAUACCGACAUAUAACAGAAAUAGUUGUGCUGAUUCUGUUGAAAUACGUUAUUAUCAUCUUGGACAACCAGGUCCAACUUAUUGUGGAACAGGUGCUAAUUCUAAUAAUUUACAAUUUGUUAGUUCAAAAAAUUAUAUAAUGAUUGUUUUUCGAUCAGAUCAAAAUACUGCUGGACGUGGUUUUCGUGCACAAGCGAUACUUGCUCAGUAA
Molecule: messenger RNA, 2106 nt
Organism: Rotaria sp. Silwood1
Lineage: Eukaryota; Metazoa; Rotifera; Eurotatoria; Philodinida; Philodinidae
Source: the annotation of a GenBank genome assembly